AGAGUUAGAAUAAAAAUGUUUAGAAAAUCCAAUUUAAAGUCAAUUUAAAUCUAAAGCCAGAAAGAUUUUUUUUUCAUUAGUCUGAGAACAAUCAAAGCGCUUGUGUGUGCGUUUUGGGUAACAUAGAUAUUUUCCACAUACCCACUGACCUUGCUGAUGGUGGUGAGUGAAACUUUCUUUCAUCUCAGCACCAGACACACAAUGCUUCUGCUGCUGCAGCCUUGGAGGCGUGCUGCCUGCUGGGUAAGUGCUGUUGUCAGGGCAGCUUCAUCUCAGUGUUGGACGCCUCCCUACAGCCAGCAGCAAACUAGACUCCUGCUGCAUGGCUUCACUCAGUCAUAUGAGAGAGCUCUAGCUGCAGUGACGCUUGGCUGUGGACACGCCAUCAUGCACAUGGAAGAUAUCGCUUUGAAUUGUCUUAUUCCUGUGUUUAGGGAAUAUUCAGAAAUUUACAGAAAACGUAAUUUAUGUGGGGUGAUUCUGUCGCAUUUGGUCUGUUCCAGUGUGUGCCAAUUUAUGAAUAAAGAUGUGCUCAAUCCUCUUGUAGUUAUAAAUCUGUGAACCUGGCAUUUGCAACAUUACAAAUUUCAUGAAUUUGAAAAUGACUCCUUAUUCAAAUUGUCACGGCAUUGUCAGUGAAAUAUUUCACAAAAAUGGUGAAAUUCUUUAAAAACGCAAAAAAAAGACAUCAGGGUGAUGCUUUCAGUCUGUUCUGGUGAAGAAGAGGCAGCUGCAUGAGCUGAAAAGUGAUGAUGUGGACUGACUGGUUCAUCAACCCAUCCCCAGGUUAAAAAGGUUAUCAUUUAAGGAAUAAGAUCAUGGGUGCAAGGAGCUGAAAUUAGCUUCCUGAAUAGGUGGGCUGGGAGCUGAGCUCCUAAUUUUCCACAAAAUAUUGCUGAAAUCUGGCCUUGUUUUUAUAAACCCAAUGUUGUGUGUUGUAUGGGAUGCAUCUUUACCAAUUCUUCACAUGCAGUUGAUGUUACCCCGGUAAAAAAAAAAAAAAUAUAUUUUUUUUUUUUUUUUUUUUUUUCAAUCAUGGUUCUUCGAUGCAGCAAUUUCUCUAUUCUCCUAUUUUUUUAUAUUAAAUUAGAUUUUUUUUUUCCAGUUACUUUUUUCACAUUUCCUGCUGUUAGUUUUGCUUCCUGUUGCUAGCAGGAAGCAAGAUUGUAACUCACCUGGUCUGUAUUACUGACGAUCUUCCUCUUUAUAAAGUCUGACUCCUCUCUGUGGUCGUGGUUUAGUUUCUGUCUGUAGAAUAGCUUUUUUUCUGCAAGUAGGAGCUCUUAUUUAGUCAAUUUCAUUUCCUCCCUUUUUUUCUUCCCUGCGUCAAGGUUAAUGAGUGAGUUCACCUUUUGCUUUCUCCCUUUAUCCUUCAGUCUUGCUGAGGUUGCUCUACCUUCAGACUCUCACUCAUCACUAGGCUGAGCAGAAGUGGUCUUCAGUUUUCUAACAUGCCAGGCCAUGCAGAGAACUUUAUACGGUUAGCUAAUUAAACUAAAAAAAAUACAUCUUUAAAUGAAUGUUUUGAAUGAAUAUACACAAUGAUCUAUUGAAUGAAACAACCCACAUGAAAACAGAUAGCAAACAUAUAAAUGCAAAUGUUCCUGCUAUCUGUCUGUCUUCUAAUCUUUGCCAAUAUUUUAGACAUUUUCUCUUGAUUUUUGCUGAGUUUCCCUUCCUUUAUUCAAUCCCAGUCUCUGUGUGACUAAACUAAAGUAAGUAAUUUAUCUCAAUUAAACAAAUUUGUUUCACUCUAUUAUAAACGGAAACUGGCUUAUCCAUUUUUGUCUUUAUUCAUUGAUGUGAAUUUUUUUUCCUUCAAGAUGCCCAUUUUUGAACAUCUGUCUCUCACUUCUCGGACCACACUUCAGUCUAAAAGUCCAGAGAUAAGAAAGUGGAAUAAAGAAUGUUCCCAAUCUGCUGAUAUUUUUGCUUUACCACCUCAUGAGAAACGAAUAGAUCAGAUUGUUUAAAGAAAUAAUAAGAAAUAUUAUUUAACCUUAGUUUUAACAUAUACAAUUGCCAAGCUUCUUGGCCACAUCCCGUUCUGACUACCCCUUAAAAACUUUGUGGAUGUGCCCCUGCUCAAUAACCGAUUAAUCAGGUUAUUAAUCGGUAAUUAAUAACCUGAUUCCCUGUAAGCUCCCAUGGUCGAUCAGUCACAGAUCAGCGUGCAUCAGUCCCUUUGCUAUUUCUGUGCAUCCCGUUACGCCGCCAGGAGUUGUGCGCAGCUCCCCGGACGUGCUCGCGUCGCACCGCGCCUCCCCCUCCUCUUCUCCCGUUCUCCCUCUCUCUCUCGUUCCCUCCCUCCAAAGGUGACCGGGGAGUCGCGCUCCGUGCCCGUUAUUUACCGUGCCGAAGUUGAAGCGGAACCUGACGCAGAUCAGCUGAUGGAGGUUCUCUGCUUGGCGUGCAGCUCCUCUCUCCAUGCUUCCCCUCUGCAGGUGAAUCGUUCCUCACAUGUUCGUCUCUGCGCUGCCGCGCUCUUCUUCGCCGGGGCUUCGUCUUCAUCCAAAGUCAUGUCCCCCCUGACGCUCAGAUGUUGGUGAAAGGACGCGCAUGCGUUGAUUUAUUUUGGAAUACUAAUUUUGCCUCCUAAGUUGCGUCCCUGCGAGGAUCCAAUGUGGAAGCCGCUGGCCGCAUCAGAGUUGCCAGCAAUGUGGAUUACAGUCUGCAGCGUGUCUCUGCUCAUCACUGUGGUCUGCGGUGCGCAAAGCGCAAACGAACCCAGCAACAUGUCCUACGUGAAAGCGACUGUAGACAAGUUGCUGAAGGGCUAUGACAUCCGUCUGCGGCCUGAUUUUGGAGGAGCUCCGGUGGAUGUGGGAAUGCGCAUAGACAUCGCCAGCAUUGACAUGGUGUCUGAAGUCAACAUGGACUACACCAUCACCAUGUAUUUCCAGCAGUCUUGGAGAGACAAGCGGCUGUCCUACACAGGCAUUCCCCUAAACCUGACCCUGGACAACCGGGUGGCUGACCAGCUCUGGGUUCCUGACACCUACUUUAUUAAUGACAAGAAGUCUUUUGUCCAUGGGGUGACGGUCAAGAACAGGAUGAUCCGGCUACACCCUGACGGAACUGUGCUUUAUGGCCUCAGGAUCACCACGACAGCCGCCUGCAUGAUGGACCUUCGCAGAUACCCGCUGGAUGAACAGAACUGCACCUUGGAGAUCGAGAGCU
This is a messenger RNA of Poecilia latipinna (sailfin molly), 3180 nucleotides long. RefSeq names its product gamma-aminobutyric acid receptor subunit beta-1-like. The annotation marks the transcript as partial. The transcript has 5 exons. NCBI's taxonomy places the organism in Eukaryota, Metazoa, Chordata, Actinopteri, Cyprinodontiformes, Poeciliidae. Gene Ontology annotation, cellular component: membrane. The record is from RefSeq and is a predicted model, not a curated record. Gene Ontology annotation, biological process: monoatomic ion transmembrane transport. Gene Ontology annotation, molecular function: extracellular ligand-gated monoatomic ion channel activity; transmembrane signaling receptor activity.